AUGCUGCCACUAUUCCGCCACGGUGCGCCACGACAUGCCGCCGCUGCAUGCAGAACGUUCACCAGCACGGCCCAGCGGCCAUCAAAGAUUGGGAUGCUGCCCGUCAUCAUUCCCGCCGAAGUUGAGCUAACACGCCUGCCCCCCCCGAAAUCGACGAAUCCACGGGACCGCCCAAUUGGGUCUAUGAUCGUCAAAGGACCCCUCGGCACGCUAACACUCCCGCUGCCCCCCUACCUGACCAUCAGCACCGAGCCCAUCCCCGCCACCACCUCCACGCGCGCCACCAUCAGCGUCGCCGACGCCACAAUCCGCGAGCAGCGCGAAAUGUGGGGGACCACACGCAGCGUGCUGCAGAACCUCGUGCUGGGCGUGACGGAGGGGCACAGCGUGAUCCUGCGUCUGGUGGGCGUGGGGUACCGUGCGACGGUCGAGAAGGGCGGCACGAUACUGAACCUCAAGGUGGGGUUCUCGCACCCCGUGGAGCUGCCGGUGCCGGAGGGGGUCAAGUGUCAGGUGCCCAUGCCCACGAGGAUACUGCUGGAGGGGUGUGAUAAGAUCAAGAUUAAGGACUUUGCGGCGGUGGUGAGGGAGUGGAGGAAGCCGGAGCCGUAUAAGGGCAAGGGUAUAUUUGUGGGCGAUGAGACGAUCAAGUUGAAGGUUAAGAAGGUUAAAUAG
Messenger RNA from Morchella sextelata, 675 nucleotides. RefSeq lists its product as uncharacterized. Gene Ontology annotation, biological process: translation. NCBI's taxonomy places the organism in Eukaryota, Fungi, Ascomycota, Pezizomycetes, Pezizales, Morchellaceae. Gene Ontology annotation, molecular function: rRNA binding; structural constituent of ribosome. Bases 1 to 675 code for a protein of 224 amino acids. Gene Ontology annotation, cellular component: ribosome; mitochondrial large ribosomal subunit. The transcript is spliced from 3 exons. The record is from RefSeq and is a predicted model, not a curated record.